CUCUUUUGACCUUUUGGUUUCGCUUCCGUUCACUGUUUGUAAACAUUGGUGAGCGUGGCCACUGGGCCAGGGAGGGAGCGCAACCACUGAAUUCCAUUGGAGAUGAUUCAAGGGAACAAGAAUAUUGUGUUUUUGUAAGCUACAAGGAUUUUGUGUUGAAAACUGACACUCUUUAACCAUGGGUGAAGAGGCCACCAAAGCAGGAAAUAACAUUAACACAAAGAGUCUGGAACUUAUUGAUAGAAAAAAAGCAUCAGUUGUGCGUGUGAUAGAACAGCUGCAGACAGAUACUCAAGAGUCUUGCAGCCAAAUACCAGUGCCUUUCCUAACAUGCAAAACAACUUCAGCUGAGGAUCGAGCAGAGUCAGCAUUAUUUGAUAUGCUAGCAGAAUUUCAAAAGCUGAUCCACCAUCGCCUUUACUUCAGUCCUCGUUUGGAGUACCUAUACGCUACACAGAUGGCAGCUUUAAUCGGCAGAAUAUCGAACUCAGGAGAAAGUGUCAGUCGCCUAGAGAACUGCCUCCUGGAGAUGCAAUCUAAUAGGGAAGAGAGCCUCCAGACAAGGACAGAUGUUAUCUCUUCACUUAGAAAACGAUUGGAAGAAUUUAAUACAGCUGAAGAGGAGAUGGUCAAUAGUUGCAGGACAGCAUCACGUGAAGAAUAUGAUGAAGUACGAGAAUCAAGCAAAAUAACCCUAGAUGACCUAAAGACUGACCUAGAAAAAAACAUUUCGGCAAUGGUUUUGCAUGGAGCAAGACACGAAGAAUUGGAACUUCAACUCAGAAAGAAAAGGCAAGACUUGGAGGAUCAAAUUAUGCUCCAGAUCCGGAAGUAUGAUGCCACUAUGAGCAGUUUACAAACAACACUGGAUGGCUUAAGAACAGAAGACAGUCAUGUUACUCUCAUGCUUAAGAAGAAACGUCUUGAUUUUGAGGAAAUGGAGAAGAGAUACCAAGAUAUAGAAGCAGAGAAACAGAGGAAGGAGGAAGAACGGUUGGCUGCUAUGCAGAGAGAGUUCCGGCGUGAACAUGCAGCUAGAAUAAUCCAACGUGCUUGGCAACACUUCAAGAUGCGGAAGAUGCUUAAGAAGGCUCAGAGAAAACGAAAAAAGAAGUCAAAAGAUGUAAAGUGAAUAUCUUGAAUACAAAGAAGAUUUAUUAAGUGAAAUAUAGGUUUUGACACUUUAAUGUCAUUACACUAAAAUAAUUCAGUAAUUAUGUAUAUGUAAUUACUGAUGCUAGUCAAUUUCCAUUGAUUUCUUUUGAGAUAAAUAGAUAAAUAGAAUAAUUAGUAGUUAUUUAUCCUUUUGUAAUAUAUACAUGGAUGCAUGGAUGAAAUGUGUAAAAGACAAAAAA
This is a messenger RNA of Penaeus indicus, 1355 nucleotides long. RefSeq lists its product as uncharacterized. The transcript has 9 exons. Bases 179 to 1132 code for a protein of 317 amino acids. NCBI's taxonomy places the organism in Eukaryota, Metazoa, Arthropoda, Malacostraca, Decapoda, Penaeidae. The record is from RefSeq and is a predicted model, not a curated record.